AUGGAUGAUGCAGGUGAGGAUGCGUUGGAGGCAUCUUCGCCCAUCCAAGUGAACAGGUCCACGAUUCAUGGUGGUUAUUUUAUUCAUUAGUUUGUCCCGAGGGGCCCCUGACCUGUGGAGAAGAAUGUGGUGUUUGUUACUGACGUGAGCGGCUCCAUGUUUGGUACCAAGAUGAGGCAGACUGAAAAAGCCAUGAAUGUGAUCCUCAGUGACCUGCAAGCCAGUGACUACUUCCACAUCAUCUACUUUUCUGACACAGUUAACGCCUGGAAUCUGAAGGCCACGAUGCUGAAUAUCCACAGUGCUGAGAACUACUUGGGUCGUAUGGAAGCUGAUGGUUCUAAAUGGAUUGACAUCAACACAGCUGUGCUGGAAGCUGUUUCAGUGGAGAACCGUAGCAACCAAGAGUCUGGGAAAGUCCCCAGUAUGAGGAGAAUUCCUCUUAUCAUCUUCCUGACAGAUGGGGAGCCUAUAGUCAGCCUGACAACACCCAGUGUGAUCCUUCCCAAUGUUUGACAGGUCCUGGGCCACAGGGUAUCCUUUUUCAGCGUGGCCUUUGGAGAUGAUGCUAACUUCCCACUGCUGGGACAUCUGUCCCUGGAACCCAGGUGGGGAGUAAGAGGGGCGGGAUCAGCCUGACGAGUACACGAGGAUGCUGACGUGACCCUCCAGCUAGAGGGCUUCCAUGAAGAGAUCUCCAUGCCUCUGCUAGCAGAUGUGCACCUGGACUACCUGGGUGGCUUGGUUGGAGCCUCCCCUUGGGCCUUUUUCCCCAACUACUUUGGGGGCUCAGAGCUGGUGGUGGCUAGCCAGGUGCAGCCAGGAGAGCAGGAGCUGGACGUCCACCUGGCAGCCCAUGGCCCCGAGGGUCAGUCACUUGUGGCCCACCAUUGUGAAGGAGUCACAAACAGCAGCCCGAAGGACUUUGGUUGCGGGGCGGGGGGCGGGGGGCGGCGGGGGUAAGGGGGACUCCAUGCAUCCUGCUUUAUCCACCACUUCUGGGCCUAUGUCACCAUUGGAGAGCUGCUGGGAGCAUGUUUCCGUGUCAGUGACAUCACCACUCGCCACCUGCUCGCUGCCAAAGUCCUCAACUUAUCCCUUGGACACAACUCUGUCACACCUCUGACUUCCGUGAUCAUGGUGCAGUGCAAGGAAGCCAGUGAGGAGGCUGGGAGACAGUCACCCAACACAUCUGCGCCAGGCACUAUCACACCGUCCUCCAGCAGAGGCCAUGGCCUAAGAACAGGCACAGCACAGCCAGCCUUGAUGCCCAAGGUCUCCCUCAAGUCAAGGCCUGUGAAAGCAACCUCAACUAUUAGUACCUCUACAAAUAAGAUGCCCAGUUCCGAGGAGCUGGAGCCACAGAGUCAGAGCUCUAGUUCCCUAUCAGCCUCACUCCACUUAAAGCCCCAAACUCCAGCACAGCAAGUUUCUGGUACCUUGAUCCAGCCAACUCUCAAGGUGAAACCUGUUGCCCUUAUGCCAUCAAACUCUACUGUUCUAUUGCCUCUGAAGCCCAGCACUCCAUCACACCAGGAUCUUCAUAUUGUAUCUUCCUUGGAUUCUGAGACACACAUCCCACCUCUGAAUCCUGGCAUCCCAAACCAGGCCAAAGCUAGAACUAUGAAACAUUUUACUCCGCAGCUUCCCAUACCCGGUGCUCCAUCACAACCUAAAUCCAACACACCAUCACACCCCCAACCUGGGCUAUUCACAUCACAGUCACCCAGCCUGACAGAGUCCAGAUCUGGAAUCUCCACACUUCAGAUCCUCAAACACUCACCAUGCACCAGAUCUAAGAUUCCUGCUCUCUAGACCCCAAACAACUUGCCACACUCUAGACCUGGAAUCCUGUUGCCCAGGAGUCCUAAAAUCCCUUCACCUCUUAAACCCAGUGCAUCACCUCAAUAAACUUCCACAAGCUUAUCAUUUCCCAAGCUUGGAAUCCCAACCCCACGUACACUGAAAACCCUGCCAUUCCCUAGACUUGUCAAACCCAGGCCCCCACCUCCUCAGAGCCUUGGCACAUUCCCAAACACGGUCUCAAGUCCCAAGGGUCCCAGCAGUAACAUGACUGCCUCUGUCCUUGGACAACUCCUCCCCCCUCCCUUUACCCCAAGGAUGCUCUCUGCGCCUACUGGAAGACUCUGGCAUCAGCAAGAUCUGCCACUUGGGCCCCAGAGCACCAGGCAAGUUCCGGGACCAUAGCCAGGAGCCCCAACAAUUGCCCCACCCAAUGGCUCCAGACCUUUGCCAGAAGGCAGACUCCCAAACGUGCCAAACUUGCUGCCUUCCAGCACCCUACUUGAGGCCAUCAGUGUUCUCCUUCUCCCACAGGAAGUAGAGCUGCUGUCUGAGUCAAUGAUGGAGUCCAAGCUCAUGGAGUCCUUGAACCCACCAGCUUUCCAUACCUUUUUCCCUCCUGACAAAGAUGGAAGUCCACACUGGGAUGGUGAUUCUGAGGAGAUGCUGAGAGGGCCUGGCGACAGAAUGGAAUCUCAUGGAAGUUCUGUGAGGCUAGCAAAAGGCAGUUUGCCAAAUAUCUUCACCUUCUCAUCCUCUGGUAAGCCGCACUUUGUGAUCCACAUCCCACACUCAGGGAGGAUCUGCUUCACACUGGAUGGACAUCCAGAGGACCUGCUGCAGCUUAUAGAGGACCCAAAGACAGGUCUACAUGUGAGUGGACAGCUGCUUGGGACACCACCACCAAGACCAGGCCACGAAGGCCAGACUCUCACCUACGUCCAGAUCAUCACAGUCACUGCAGACAAACCCCGGGCCGACAUUAUCACCACCAGCCAUAUCUGUGGUGCCAUCUUGUUCCUGCCCUGGGACCAGCCUGCGCAACUAGAGCUCCCCGUGGCUGCUGAAGCCCACCUCACCUUCCGUCUUGGACCCUACCUUGAGUUCCUCAUCCUCCGGCGCUGCUACAGGCACCGCAGCACCCUACAACUACCCUGCUUGGGAUUCUAUGUGGCCAGUGGCUCAGGCCUCAGUCCCACAGCAAGAGGAAAAGUCGGGCAGUUCCAGCACACAGACAUCCAGCUGAUGACAGGGCCUACCGGGCCUGGCCUGCGGAGACACCACAGGCCAGACAUGUCUGUGGUUCUAGGCAAGAGGCUGCUGAAGGACCCACCAAGGCGGCUGCCCUACUGGGCUUCCUGCUGGCCAGGGAAGCACUCCCAUGUAAAGCAGUUUCUGGGCCAGCCUCACCUGGCCCGUGUUCUGUGA
Messenger RNA from Heterocephalus glaber (naked mole-rat), 3231 nucleotides. The record is from RefSeq and is a predicted model, not a curated record. NCBI's taxonomy places the organism in Eukaryota, Metazoa, Chordata, Mammalia, Rodentia, Bathyergidae.